GUUCAUGAUAUUACAAUUUUAUUAUGCUCGUGGAGGUAGCUUUGAAGAGUACCAAAAUCAGAUGAACAUUUAUGCUGUUGUCGAGACUAUCGAGGUGAACGGAGAAAUUGUCGAUUGCGUAGACAUCAAUAAACAACCUUCUUUGCAACACCCUUUACUCCAAAAUCAUGAAAUUCAGACGGAACCGACGUCGUUUCCGGUGGAUCAAAAACCCUCCUCGUCAUUUUCUAAAAGUAAUCAAGUCAAGAUGCAGGAAGCAGAAUGCCCUCUCGGAACAGUUCCAAUUUACAGAACGCCGAACGACCAUCCAACGUUUCUUCCAGACAUGUUCUUCGCCGACUUAAACAAUUCCAAAGACGUUCUUCCCGGAAAAACCCGCUUAGCUGCUCUCAGGACGAAGGACGAGUACAACUACAUUUACCGCGGAGUAAUGGGAAACCCUGCGUUGUACAAUUUAGAUGUGCAAAAAAAACAAAUUAGCAUAUCGGGUGUUUGGAUCGAAAAUUUCGAAGACAAUCCUAAAAACAUCAUCGUUACUGGACAUAUGGUAUCGCCUUAUUUAAAGGGCGAUAAUAGGCCUCGAAUGUUCGUAUAUUGGAGUGGUAACGGGCGUGGAAAUGGAGGAUGCUAUGAUUUUCGAUGUCCUGGUUACGUGCAAGUUCAUCGUAAAAUCGCUCCUGGAUCUGCUUUCGUACCAGUAUCGACCUACGGUGGACAAACCACCGAUCAAAGAUACGUAAUUUUCGAGGAUCAAAAAACGGGAAAUUGGUGGAUUACAAUCGGCGAACCUUCGGUGACAAUCGGGUAUUUCCCUAAAGAACUGUUUACGCAUCUUAACGCUAGAUCGAACCGACUCGGGUGGGGAGGCGUGGCCGUAGCCGCGGGGGACGGAACAAUGCCGCCUAUGGGCAGCGGGCACAAACCGGACGGAGACUUCAAACGCUCGGGCUAUGUCAGAGGGGUUCAGUACGUGGAUGCGAAUUUUAUAGCUCAAAGUCCUCUUAGAAAUGGCGUUACGAAAUUUGUUGAUGAGUCUGGAUGUUAUGGCUUUGACAACUGGGGGUAUAAUAGUAAUUGGGGUUACGUAAUUCUGUACGGAGGACCUGGUGGAUUCUGUGGACGGGGAUGA
Molecule: messenger RNA, 1129 nt
Organism: Carica papaya (papaya)
Lineage: Eukaryota; Viridiplantae; Streptophyta; Magnoliopsida; Brassicales; Caricaceae
Product: protein neprosin-like
Source: RefSeq, a predicted model, not a curated record